Molecule: messenger RNA, 1506 nt
Organism: Fusarium redolens
Lineage: Eukaryota; Fungi; Ascomycota; Sordariomycetes; Hypocreales; Nectriaceae
Product: Alpha/Beta hydrolase protein
Exons: 6
Coding region: 1-1506 (501 amino acids)
Source: RefSeq, a predicted model, not a curated record
AUGACAGCAUCACUCUUUCAUAAGUCACUAAACUCCACACUUACAGGGAUCAAGACCUCGGAAGUGAUUCAAUUUCGAGGCAUUCCAUAUGGCCGUAUUCCUCGACGCUUUGCUGCGCCCGAAAAGCUGGAGAGAUAUCCUAGAUGGCUUGACUGUACUAGUUUUGGACCUCGAUGUCCGCAAGUCGCUGUUGAUGUCGGGCAUUUGCUGCGCAUACCUCCGGAUCAUGUAUUCCCACAUGAGCCUGAGGAUGAGUUCAAAUGCACAAAUCUGGAUGUCGUCCUGCCGGAUAUUGGACCUUCGAUUGAAUCAUCAAAGUUACCAGUUUUGGUCUGGAUACAUGGAGGCUCACAAGCUGUAACAUUUGGGAGCGCCGCAUCCGGUGUCUGCGAUAUGAGUACAAUUGUGGCUGAUUCUCUGCGUUUGGGGAAGCCAAUAAUCGCCGUAUCCAUUCAGUAUCGACUUAAUGUCUUCGCUCUUGGUAACGGCAAUGGGCCUCCGAACUUAGCUCUCCGUGAUCAAGAGCUGGCUUUACAAUGGGUUCAGGAUCAUAUCUCAGGAUUUGGUGGUGAUCCAGAUAUGGUUACUCUAGCGGGUGAGAGCGCUGGGGCUAUUUAUUGUCACGCCCACUUGGUUACAAAUGCCCGAGUGCGACAAGUUAUUCUUUCAUCUGGCUCAUUGUUCUUAUCGUCACCUCAGCCCCGGCAAUCGGUCUUGGCUCUUCGCGAGAAUAUUUCCAGGAACCUGAGGGACAUGGAUCAAACGCUCGAUCUGGAAACUGCAUCUGCAAGUCAGGUUGUUGAGGCGGUCAGAAGAUCUGGUCUACAGUCAUUUUUCCUCGAAUGGGAAGAUUUCUUCAAUGCUUGGCAGACAAAGACUGGCAGUGCGGAGAGAUUACUCCUCAGUGAUGUGACUAAGGAGGGAGCCAUUUACCAAGCGGGAGUAUGGUUGACAGACCCAGACGAUAUAGCAAAAGCCUUUGAUGCUUCCGGGCAACACGGCGACGAGCUCAAGAAGUUAUACCAUAUUUAUCCAGACCGACCUUCAUCCUGCAAGACUGGGGCGUUGGACUUCAUCAACGACUACAAGUACCUACUCCCUGUCCAGCACCUAGAAAAAUCCUGCAAGGAUGCAAAGAAGUCUGUUUUCAGGUGUUUGAUAGACGAAGCAAACCCAUGGCAGCCCUCAAGUGGGGCUCAUCACGCCGUAGACCUCGUUCUCUUAUUUGGAGGAUUUGAUCUGAGUUUUGCGCCCAGUGCUGAGCGCGUUGGUCAGGCGAUGCGAAAGGCGUGGAUUAAGUUUAUCUAUGGGGAGGAGCCGUGGUCUGAAGCGAUGGAAAACUAUUAUGGUUUUGGACCCCAUGGGAGUUUGAAGAGUCUGGAAGAUUGGGAGGUUCAGUCACGGAGACGCGUUGGACUGGCGGAGAAGUUGAGUGAAAUGGAGAGUUCGUCGUUGGAUAAGACAUCUUUUGGGCUGGCGGCAGGGAAAGUGAGUUUGUUGAACUGA